AUGGUCAGCUCCCUCGUCAAGAUCGCCGCCUUCACCGGCCUCGCCUCAGCCGGCGUCCUGUCGCCGCGUCAGCAGCAGAACGAGACGGCUGCUGUGGAUAUUACCGCGCUGAACAAAAACGUUUCCGCGACUUCCGGGUCCGGCGCCGUCAGUGCCGCGGGCACGCUUUCGCCUUUCGGCGGAAUCGGAGUUGGAUGCGGCAUCAACUGGGCGGAGGACCAAUCUUUCGGAGGCGGCUUGCAAUCCGGCUCCGACUCUUUUGGUCUUGGCGGUGGGUUCACGAUCACCAAGGACACGAUGAACAUCGGCCUUGGCAUUGGCAUCAACCCCAUCAACUUCAACUCCAGCGUCAAUUACGAGGCGUCCACGAACGGUACUGUCAGCUUGGUGUUCACCUCCACGACAGCGAUCAAGUGUGAGGAGACGACAGUGAACGGCGUUAAGGGUGUCAAGUGUACUUCUUCGUAG
Colletotrichum karsti is the source of this 468-nucleotide messenger RNA. RefSeq lists its product as uncharacterized. Lineage: Eukaryota; Fungi; Ascomycota; Sordariomycetes; Glomerellales; Glomerellaceae. The coding region runs from base 1 to 468 and encodes 155 amino acids. The transcript has 3 exons. The record is from RefSeq and is a predicted model, not a curated record.